AUGGCGGUGCAGGUAGAGUGUGUCUGCCUGGAGAGUUUCCCCUCUCACCUGAGUCCCCUGGACGGGUUGAUGCUAACUUGCCACCUGGAUUCAGUGUUCCGGGACGACACCGACCCACCGGUGUUACUCUUCACUCCUCACCGGCCUCAGGGCUCCGGUAAGCCGGGCAUUUUACUGCGUGUUCACCCGACCACAGAGGAGACUGUGGGCUGCAGGGCAGUGAACUCCCCCCGGGCAGAGUUCACCGGGAGCCGGGUCCGGCUCUUCACCAGCCGACUCUUCCUGCGGCUCCACGGGCUCCAGCAGCGGCCCGUGAGCACGGGGACAGUCCGGGCGUUGGAGCCUGUCAGUCUGGACAGAGUGGUGCUGGGAGCCCGGAGCAGACAGAGCCUCCGCUGGGCAGGAGCAGAGCGGUUCACCGCGAGGCUGCUGGAGGUCUGCCGCCCGGGACAGUGGCUGCUGGCCCGGCAGGGAGACCCGCUGCUGCUGCCCGGACACCCGCCACCGGGAGAGGACCCGGGACAGGUGAGACUUAGGGCGGCGGGUCAUGGGUCUCUGCUUUACCAUCUACUUCAAUACUGAAACUGCAUGUCAAGAGUUACUACACCUGUCUUUAGUUUCAGUCUGUUUUUUUUUCACCUCCAACUGAGUGACAGUGGAGCUCCAUGUUUACCUGAGACAGUUCAGGGUCUGUUCAGGGAAAGUUCUAGUUUAAAUUUGUUUUAAUGGUUGUAACUAGAGAUGCACUGAUCCAUUUUCUUCUGAUAUGAUAUCUAGGCUGAGCGUAUCGGCCGAUAUCCGAAACCGAUCAAAUACUACUGUUGAAUGAAUGAACUGUAUACCUGUGAGUGAAGGCAUCAGGUCAGACAUUAGCCUUGUAAAAAAAAAAAACUAACAAGUGAACACAGAUAUGAAUUUACUUAAUAUUAUUAAUUAACAGAUAACAAUAUGCACAUGAGCACAGAGCAAAAAGAAGUAAGACUUCCAAGUAUUAAAAGAAAAAAAGACGCUGGAUCGUCAUUCAUCCGAUAUCUGAUCCAGUUAAUUUGUCAAUAUCGGCGUCGAUAUCUGAUCCAAAUAUUGGAUCGUGCAUCCCUAGUUAUAACACAUGUUUAGGUAAACAUCGAGGCUGUAAAGAGGGUUAAAAUGAGUAUUAUUAUAACUUUAAAAGGUGGUAAAUGUCAUAUUUCAUAAACAAGUCUGAAGUCAAACGUUAACUCUGAUUUCGUCUCCGUGUUUUCACACUGACUCACUGUUCUUCUCGUACCUCCUGAGUUCAGGUGAAGCAGCAUCUGAUGGAUCUGCUCGUCCUGGACUGCAGUCCUGUCACUCAGGGGCGGAUCACAGCUGACACCUCUCUGGUUCUGACAGAGUGCUGGGACUCAGCGGACCCCCCAGGCCCCCCAGGCCCCUCCUGCAGGCCCCUCAGACUGUGUGUGUCAGACUUCGCUCAUUACGCUGACGGCCUCGGAGGGGGGCGCUCUCUGCUGGACAACAAGAAGCUGCUGGACUCCGGGUUCUCUGGUGUCCUCCAGGCUCUUGAGUGCAGGCUGGACGUUCAGGUGGUGGACACCUGGCAAUGGUCUGGGGUCAGAGGUCAACAGGGGACGGUGGUAGAUGUGGACAGCUGUGUGUUUGUGAGUAAGCAGCUCCUCCUCAGACUAGGACUCUUUAACCAGGAGUGGGUGAAACUGUCGAGGCAGGGCGGGGCUUCCAGGCCGCCGCAGGGUCAGACUGAAGUGAGGGUGGGCGGGGCCAGAGAGCGGCUGGUCUCUGUUGUGGUUUUUGAUCCCUCUCAGAGUCCAGACUUGCAGAACCAUGACGAAGUCGGUUUCAUUUCAGAGACUUUGUGGUUUAACAUGACGGAAGGAGACGAGAUCCCCGUGAUCAGCUGCACACUGAGGAUGAAGGUACUACACACACACACACACAACAUACACACAACACACACUAAAAACACACACCCAGCAGGAACGUCUGUUCAGAGUCCUGUCGGAGUCCCACGAUGACGAAGAAUAAAUGUUCCACCGAAGUUAAAGACCAUUGAGAGGGCCGAGUUCAGACCCCUGAGGGACGCCGUUUUCUUUCUUUCCUUUAAACCGUCUCAAACAGAAUAAGGUUAGUCGUUUCCCACCAUGGCCUGUUGUUUAUUUUAUUUCAGAGGUGGAGACCAUCUGAUCCGGACCGGUGCGGCCCGAGCUCUGACAGUUUCUGUCGCUCAGCGUCUCCUCCGUUUGCCAGCGAGCUUCACAUCCAGCCUGUCGUUUCUCCGCUGUACAACACCCUGAGCUGCUCGGACCACCUGCUGUCUGAACACUUCAGCUCACCCAGGUAGAGAUGAAACCUUCACAGUGUCGCACAAAUACUUUACACUCAAUGACCUGAACAUGAGAAUCUACAGGAGGUCCCUGAAACCUUCACUGCCCUCAUGUUUGGUUCUCAGUAUUUUGCAUCAUCAGUAUUUUGCAUCAUGGGGCUUUGCUCUGUAGAGUUAAUCGUAUGUCUCCACUGUGAACAACCUACAGAUUAACAAGCCGGCCUGAAUCGUUGCGUGUUGUCAGUGUCUUUAAAAUGAAAGUUUAGAUGCUCCCAGUCUGACCAGUAUGAUCCCUCUGUAUAGGCUGGUGUCUGAGGGAGACAUCCUGACUGUUCCAGCUGAGAAACAUCCAGACCUGCUGCAGAACAACUCAGAGGGAAUCCACAGGCAUGUUGAGUUCUUUAAUAGGAGUUUCUGUCUGUCUGUCAGUCACGCUGGUUUGCUGUCUCCUCUCUGUUCAUGUUGUCUGAAGACACGUGACCAAAAACACGCAUGUCUGCGGCGCUGCGCUAAAGACGAGUUUCAGUCGCUCCUGAAAACAACAUGAACGUCUUAAAAUAAGUGUUUAUAUCUGAGGCGGCAGAAUAACUACGCUCUCUUUUGACUGUAGUUGUCUGUGUGACCUUUGACCUCUGUCAGGUGUCCAGUGCUGUUCUUCAAAGUGCAGAAGGUGUGUCCACCUGCUGAGGGAGGGGGAGGAGCUUACCUGGCUGACAGACGGCACACCUCACUCUUCAUGGUGACCAGAAACGGCUGUUACUCUUCACAGACACCAAACCCCAUUCAAAAAAACACGAAUUUAACCUGAUAAAGCAGGUUCAGUUUAAUCCUCACAGCUGUGAGACUUAAACCCUCGACUGUUAAAGGCGUGUCUCCUUCUCAUUUCUAAUUCAGAAACGUCCUGACGAUGUUAUUUUGCGUCUCCUCCUGUAGGGGGCGUCCACCAGCAGCAGGGUCCCCGGGGGCGGUGUUCAGGAAGCGUCCGUGUUCAGCUCUCUGUCCCCGCCUGGCCUCAGCAGAACGGUGGAGGUCCUCAGCAGCAUCAUCCGUCCUCACCUGCACCACAGGUAACCCCACCUGUCCCCCCCGACCAUAGAGAGUAGCACCGUGUGGUCAUGUGACCAGUGAUGUCAUCACUCUUUGCCCUGUCAGCAGCUCUCUGUCAGGCUGCACCGUCCUCCUCCACGGUCAGGCAGGAAGUGGGAAAGUGACGGCGGUGAGAGCGGCGAGUCGGAGACUGAACCUGCACCUGCUGAAGGUACCAGGGAGGAGCUGAGAGACACCAGCACCUCCUCACUCCACCCUUCACCUCCUCACUCCAUCCUUCACCUCCUCACUCCUCCAUCCAUCCUUCACCUCCUCCAUCCAUCCUUCACCUCCUCCAUCCAUCCCUCACCUCCUCACUCCAUCCUUCACCUCCUCCAUCCAUCCUUCACCUCCUCUCUCCAUCCUUCACCUCCUCCAUCCAUCCUUCACCUCCUCCAUCCAUCCUUCACCUCCUCUCUCCAUCCUUCACCUCCUCACUCCUCCAUCCAUCCUUCACCUCCUCCAUCCAUCCUUCACCUCCUCACUCCUCCAUCCAUCCUUCACCUCCUCUGUCCAUCCUUCACCUCCUUACUCCAUCCUUCACCUCCUCCAUCCAUCCUUGACCUCCUCACUCCAUCCUUUACCUCCUCUGUCCAUCCUUCACCUCCUCCAUCCAUCCUUCACCUCCUCCAUCCAUCCUUCACCUCCUCCAUCCAUCCUUCACCUCCUCACUCCAUCCUUCACCUCCUCCAUCCAUCCUUCACCUCCUCACUCCAUCCUUGACCUCCUCACUCCUCCAUCCAUCCUUCACCUCCUCCAUCCAUCCUUCACCUCCUCACUCCAUCCUUCACCUCCUCUGUCCAUCCUUCACCUCCUCUGUCCAUCCUUCACCUCCUCCAUCCAUCCUUCACCUCCUCACUCCUCCAUCCAUCCUUCACCUCCUCACUCCUCCAUCCAUCCUUCACCUCCUCCAUCCAUCCUUCACCUCCUCACUCCAUCCUUCACCUCCUCACUCCAUCUUUCACCUCCUCCAUCCAUCCUUCACCUCCUCACUCCAUCCUUCACCUCCUCCAUCCAUCCUUCACCUCCUCACUCCAUCCUUGACCUCCUCACUCCUCCAUCCAUCCUUCACCUCCUCCAUCCAUCCUUCACCUCCUCACUCCAUCCUUCACCUCCUCACUCCAUCUUUCACCUCCUCCAUCCAUCCUUCACCUCCUCACUCCUCCAUCCAUCCUUCACCUCCUCCAUCCAUCCUUCACCUCCUCACUCCAUCUUUCACCUCCUCCAUCCAUCCUUCACCUCCUCACUCCUCCAUCCAUCCUUCACCUCCUCACUCCAACCUCCCCAUCCUCACUCCAUCUUUCACCUCCUCCAUCCAUCCUUCACCUCCUCACUCCUCCAUCCAUCCUUCACCUCCUCCAUCCAUCCUUCACCUCCUCACUCCAUCCUUCACCUCCUCACUCCUCCAUCCAUCCUUCACCUCCUCCAUCCAUCCUUCACCUCCUCCAUCCAUCCUUCACCUCCUCCAUCCAUCCUUCACCUCCUCCAUCCAUCCUUCACCUCCUCACUCCUCCAUCCAUCCUUCACCUCCUCACUCCAUCCUUCACCUCCUCCAUCCAUCCUUCACCUCCUCACUCCAUCCUUCACCUCCUCCAUCCAUCCUUCACCUCCUCCAUCCAUCCUUCACCUCCUCACUCCAUCCUUCACCUCCUCCAUCCAUCCUCCAUCUCCUCCUCUCCUCCUCACUCCAUCCUUCACCUCCACUCCUCCUCACCUCCUCCAUCCAUCCAUCCUCACCUCCUCACUCCAUCCUUCACCUCCUCCAUCCAUCCUUCACCUCCUCCAUCCAUCCUUCACCUCCUCACUCCUCCAUCCAUCCUUCACCUCCUCCAUCCAUCCUUCACCUCCUCACUCCAUCCUUCACCUCCUCUGUCCAUCCUUCACCUCCUCACUCCAUCCUUCACCUCCUCCAUCCAUCCUUCACCUCCUCACUCCAUCCUUCACCUCCUCACUCCUCCAUCCAUCCUUCACCUCCUCCAUCCAUCCUUCACCUCCUCACUCCAUCCUUCACCUCCUCACUCCAUCCUUCACCUCCUCCAUCCAUCCUUCACCUCCUCACUCCAUCCUUCACCUCCUCCUCAUCCUUCACCUCCUCACUCCAUCCUUACCUCCUCCUCCCUCCAUCCAUCCUUCACCUCCUCUCCAUCCUUCACCUCCUCCAUCCAUCCUUCACCUCCUCAUCCAUCCUUCACCUCCUCACUCCUCCAUCCAUCCUUCACCUCCUCCAUCCAUCCUUCACCUCCUCACUCCAUCUUUCACCUCCUCCAUCCAUCCUUCACCUCCUCACUCCUCCAUCCAUCCUUCACCUCCUCACUCCAUCCUUCACCUCCUCACUCCUCCAUCCAUCCUUGACCUCCUCCAUCCAUCCUUCACCUCCUCACUCCUCCAUCCAUCCUUCACCUCCUCACUCCAUCCUUCACCUCCUCCAUCCAUCCUUCACCUCCUCACUCCAUCCUUCACCUCCCUCCAUCCAUCCUUCACCUCCUCCAUCCAUCCUUCACCUCCUCACUCCUCCAUCCAUCCUUCACCUCCUCACUCCAUCCUUCACCUCCUCCAUCCAUCCUUCACCUCCUCACUCCAUCCUUCACCUCCUCCAUCCAUCCUUCACCUCCUCCAUCCAUCCUUCACCUCCUCACUCCAUCCUUCACCUCCUAUCUCCUCCAUCCAUCCUUCACCUCCUCACUCCUCCAUCCUUCACCUCCUCACUCCAUCCUUCACCUCCUAUCUCCUCCAACCAUCCUUCACCUCCUCACUCCAUCCUUCACCUCCUAUCUCCUCCAUCCAUCCUUCACCUCCUCCAUCCAUCCUUUACCUCCUACUCCUCCAUCCAUCCUUCACCUCCUCACUCCAUCCUUCACCUCCUCACUCCUCCAUCCAUCCUUCACCUCCUCACUCCAUCCUUCACCUCCUCACUCCAUCCUUCACCUCCUCACUCCUCCAUCCAUCCUUCACCUCCUCACUCCAUCCUUCACCUCCUCCAUCCAUCCUUCACCUCCUCACUCCAUCCUUCACCUCCUCACUCCAUCCUUCACCUCCUCCAUCCAUCCUUCACUCCUCCAUCCACUCCUCCAUCCAUCCUUCACCUCCUCAUCCAUCCUUCACCUCCUCCUCCAUCCUUCACCUCCUCAUCCAUCCUUCACCUCCUCCUCCAUCCUUCACCUCCUCCAUCCAUCCUUCACCUCCUCCAUCCAUCCUUCACCUCCUCACUCCUCCAUCCAUCCUUCACCUCCUCCAUCCAUCCUUCACCUCCUCACUCCAUCCUUCACCUCCUCAUCCAUCCUUCACCUCCUCCAUCCAUCCUUCACCUCCUCCAUCCAUCCUUCACCUCCUCCAUCCUCCAUCCAUCCUUCACCUUCACCUCCCUCCAUCCUUCACCUCCAUCCAUCCUUCACCUCCUCCUACCUCCAUCCUUCACCUCCUCACUCCUCAUCCAUCCUUCACCUCCUCCAUCCUUCACCUCCUCAUCCAUCCUUCACCUCCUCCAUCCAUCCUCCUCCUCACCUCCUCCACCAUCCUUCUCCUCACUCCAUCCUUCACCUCCUCAUCCAUCCUUCACUCCUCCAUCCAUCCUCACCUCCUCACUCCAUCCUUACCUCCUCUCUCCAUCCAUCUCACCUCCUCCAUCCAUCCUUCACCUCCUCACUCCAUCCUUCACCUCCUCACUCCAUCCUUCACCUCCUCCAUCCAUCCUUCACCUCCUCACUCCAUCCUUCACCUCCUCACUCCUCCAUCCAUCCUUCACCUCCUCCAUAUAUCCUUCAUCCUCCUCACUCCUCCAUCCAUCCUUCACCUCCUCACUCCAUCCUUCACCUCCUCCAUCCUUCACCUCCUCUCCAUCCUUCACCUCCUCCAUCCAUCCUUCACCUCCUCAUCCAUCCUUCCCUCCUCACUCCAUCCUUCACCUCCCUUCACCUCCUCUCCAUCCUUCACCUCCUCCAUCCAUCCUUCACCUCCUCACUCCAUCCUUUCACCUCCUCCAUCCACUCCUUCACCUUCCUCAUCCAUCCUUCAUCCUUCCAUCCAUCCUUCCCUCCUCCUCCAUCCUUCACCUCCUCAUCCAUCCUUCACCUCCUCACUCCAUCCUUACCUCCUCACUCCUCCAUCCAUCCUUCACCUCCUCCAUCCAUCCUUCACCUCCUCACUCCAUCCUUGACCUCCUCACUCCUCCAUCCAUCCUUCACCUCCUCCAUCCAUCCUUCACCUCCUCACUCCAUCCUUCACCUCCUCACUCCUCCAUCCAUCCUUCACCUCCUCCAUCCAUCCUUCACCUCCUCACUCCUCCAUCCAUCCUUCACCUCCUCCAUCCAUCCUUCACCUCCUCACUCCAUCCUUCACCUCCUCUGUCCAUCCUUCACCUCCUCACUCCAUCCUUCACCUCCUCCAUCCAUCCUUCACCUCCUCCAUCCAUCCUUCACCUCCUCCAUCCAUCCUUCACCUCCUCACUCCAUCCUUCACCUCCUCCAUCCAUCCUUCACCUCCUCCAUCCAUCCUUCACCUCCUCCAUCCAUCCUUCACCUCCUCCAUCCAUCCUUCACCUCCUCCAUCCAUCCUUCACCUCCUCACUCCAUCCUUCACCUCCUCACUCCAUCCUUCACCUCCUCACUCCAUCCUUCACCUCCUCCAUCCAUCCUUCACCUCCUCACUCCAUCCUUCACCUCCUCACUCCUCCAUCCAUCCUUCACCUCCUCCAUCCAUCCUUCACCUCCUCACUCCAUCCUUCACCUCCUCACUCCAUCCUUCACCUCCUCACUCCAUCCUUCACCUCCUCACUCCUCCAUCCAUCCUUCACCUCCUCACUCCAUCCUUCACCUCCUCACUCCAUCUUUCACCUCCUCCAUCCAUCCUUCACCUCCUCACUCCUCCAUCCAUCCUUCACCUCCUCACUCCAUCCUUCACCUCCUCUGUCCAUCCUUCACCUCCUCACUCCAUCCUUCACCUCAUCCAUCCAUCCUUCCCCUCCUCCAUCCAUCCUUCACCUCCUCACUCCAUCCUUCACCUCCUCACUCCAUCCUUCACCUCCUGACUCCAUCCUUUACCUCCUCACUCCAUCCUUCACCUCCUCCAUCCAUCCUUCACCUCCUCACUCCAUCCUUCACCUCCUCCAUCCAUCCUUCACCUCCUCCAUCCAUCCUUCACCUCCUCACUCCUCCAUCCAUCCUUCACCUCCUCACUCCAUCCUUCACCUCCUCCAUCCAUCCUUCACCUCCUCACUCCAUCCUUCACCUCCUCACUCCUCCAUCCAUCCUUCACCUCCUCCAUCCAUCCUUCACCUCCUCACUCCUCCAUCCAUCCUUCACCUCCUCCAUCCAUCCUUCACCUCCUCCAUCCAUCCUUCACCUCCUCCAUCCAUCCUUCACCUCCUCCAUCCAUCCUUCACCUCCUCACUCCAUCCUUCACCUCCUCCAUCCAUCCUUCAUCUCCUCCAACCAUCCUUCACCUCCUCACUCCAUCCUUCACCUCCUAUCUCCUCCAUCCAUCCUUCACCUCCUCACUCCAUCCUUCACCUCCUCACUCCAUCCUUCACCUCCUCACUCCUCCAUCCAUCCUUGACCUCCUCCAUCCAUCCUUCACCUCCUCACUCCUCCAUCCAUCCUUCACCUCCUCACUCCAUCCUUCACCUCCUCCAUCCAUCCUUCACCUCCUCACUCCAUCCUUCACCUCCUCACUCCUCCAUCCAUCCUUCACCUCCUCCAUCCAUCCUUCACCUCCUCACUCCUCCAUCCAUCCUUCACCUCCUCUGUCCAUCCUUCACCUCCUUACUCCAUCCUUCACCUCCUCCAUCCAUCCUUGACCUCCUCACUCCAUCCUUUACCUCCUCUGUCCAUCCUUCACCUCCUCCAUCCAUCCUUUACCUCCUCCAUCCAUCCUUCACCUCCUCCAUCCAUCCUUCACCUCCUGACUCCAUCCUUCACCUCCUCCAUCCAUCCUUUACCUCCUCACUCCAUCCUUCACCUCCCCAUCCAUCCUUCACCUCCUCCAUCCAUCCUUAACCUCCUCACUCCUCCAUCCAUCCUUCGCCUCUCUCCAUCCUUCACCUCCUCACUCCAUCCUUCACCUCCUCCAUCCAUCCUUCACCUCCUCACUCCUCCAUCCAUCCUUCACCUCCUCUAUCCAUCCUUCACCUCCUCACUCCAUCCUUCACCUCCUAUCUCCUCGUUCCAUCCUUCACCCUCUCUCUUGUUGCCGUGGUUACUCACCCGCUCCUCCCACCUGUGCAGGUGGACUGUGUGGGCGUGUGCGCGGACUCCUCCGCCGCCUCGGAGGCGAAGUUGUCGUCGUGGUUUCAGCGCGCUCAGACUCUGCAGCCGUGCGUCCUGCUGCUCAGGAACCUGCAGCUCCUCCUCCGGCCUCGAGGAGGCGGCGAAGAGGACGGCAGGCUGCAGGUGGCGCUCUGCCAGCUGCUGCACAGCGCCCCCUCCAGGUCGCUGAUGCACACAUGCAGUAUGAGAGAAGGUUUCUGCACAUGCUCAGUGAGCUGAGUAAUAUAACACCAUGCUGUUCCGUGUCUUUCAGCGUGGUCGUCGUAGCGACAGUCUGCAGACCGAGGGACCUGUCCUCAGGUGUCAUGGCGGCGUUUGUCCACCAGGUGAUGUUAGAAGGUCCCACUGAGGAGCAAAGACACGCCAUGCUGGUCCGCCUGAGCCAGAACCUGCAACUGGGCCGGGACGCCAACCUGGAGAGACUCGCCAAACUCACCGCGGUACGUCAGCGUGUCGGGAUCUGGACCGGACCAGUACAGACCACUACAAACCAGUACAGACCACUACAGACCACUACAGACCAGAACCAGCCAUCACAAACCAGAACAGACCACUACAGACCAGAACAGACCAGCACAGACCGCUACAGACCAGAACAGACCAGCACAGACCACUACAGACCAGCACAGACCACUACAGACCAGUACAGACCACUACAGAUCAGUACAGACCAGUACAGACCACUACAGAUCAGUACAGACCACUACAGACCACUACAGAUCAGUACAGACCACUACAGAUCAGUACAGACCACUACAGACCAGUACAGUCCACUACAGAUCAGUACAGACCAGCACAGACCACUACAGAUCAGUACAGACCACUACAGACCAGUACAGACCACUACAGAUCAGUACAGACCAGCACAGACCACUACAGAUCAGUACAGACCAGCACAGACCACUACAGAUCAGUACAGACCACUACAGACCAGAACAGACCAGCACAGACCAGUACAGACCACUACAGACCAGUACAGACCAGUACAGACCAGUACAGACCAGAACAGACCAGCACAGACCAGUACAGACCACUACAGAUCAGCACAGACCACUACAGAUCAGUACAGACCAGCACAGACCACUACGGACCAGCACAGACCAGUACUUACCACUACAGACCACUACAGACCAGUACAGACCACUACAGAUCAGCACAGACCAGUACAGACCAGUACAGACCAGAACAGACCAGCACAGACCAGUACAGACCACUACAGAUCAGAACAGACCAGCACAGACCAGCACAGACCACUACAGACCAGAACAGACAGUCCCGGUCCCACCUCACAAUAAAAAGAUGAUGUAAUAACUGGAUCACAAAGUCCGGUUCUUGGUUCCGGCUCAUGGUCAUGUGGUCGUCAGGUCGGCGCCGACGUUAACGGGUCUCGGGUUUUCACUCCUCAGGGUUUCCUGUUGGGGGAUCUCAGCGCUCUGAUGGUCGAAGCGGGACGAUCCGCCCGCCGGAGACUGAUCCAGACCUGGUGAGACCGGAGUCCAGAACUUCUCUGAUUCAAGAUCCAAUCUGAUCCGGUUCAAACCGGUUUACUCUGGACUCAAAGUGUGUGUGUGUGUGUGUGUGUGUGUGUGUGUGUAGUGUGGGACGGCAGGAGGCGGACCUGUGCUCCAUCGGGGUGACCCUCAUGAACCAGGACUUUAGCUCCGCCCUCCAAACGCUGCAGGACGCCCAAUCCACCGCCAUCGGAGCUCCCAAGGUCAGCAGACCCGGGUCCAGGACUCUGUGGUCCACUGAAGGGGGGGGCGGGUUGUUGAGUUAUUGUGCCCUCUAGUGGUGAAAGAGAAGACGGCUUUAGGUUGAAAUACUCCAGUAUCAACCCCACAGUUCGGCCGUUUCCGAACUCUCCUCCUCGCAGUUCGUCUCCAGUCGGCAGUCUGCGAACAAACGUGAAAUUUACAGUUCGACAAAAAUACCCGAAUGACGAAUUCAGGAAAAUUUCACAGUCUGUAUCGGACCGGUCUGCGUACUUAUCAGAGGGAAAUAAGACCACGCCACGCCGGCGCCAUCAGUGAAGACGUUUAGAAGUCGUUUUCUUGUUCUCCUCAAAGUUUGUGUUUCUCAGAUCAGGUCUUUGAAGGUCUUUGUCGGACCCUUUAUGGUGGUUUUGGCUUCAUAGUCCUGCCCUGCUGGUUUAAGUGAGACCUGUUAGAUACGGGUUCUGUAGAAUCCGGACUUUAUGGAGACAGGUGGACAGGAGCAGCUGGAGCAGGUCUGAACCUCACCUGUCUCUGUUUGAUCAGAUCCCUGACGUACGCUGGGAGGACGUUGGAGGUCUGCAGAGGGUGAAGAAGGAGAUCCUGGACACGGUGCAGCUCCCUCUGCAGCGUCCGGAGCUCCGGGCUCUGGGUCUGAACCGGACCGGAGUCCUGCUGUACGGGCCUCCAGGGACCGGAAAGACUCUGCUGGCCAAAGCUGUGGCUACAGAGUGCUCCAUGACCUUCCUCAGGUAAGAACACCUUCAGCUUCAUCCAGACCGUCAGAGGGUCCAGGAAACAGGUCUAGACCGUGGAGGUAAAACCAAACCCGGUCAGAACCCGCAGAAGAAGACUGAUCCAGAACUGUGUUUGUGUUCCCAGCGUCAAAGGUCCAGAGCUGAUCAACAUGUACGUGGGUCAGAGUGAGGAGAACAUCCGAGAAGGUCUGUGUCCUCCUCCUCUUCAUCCUGAUAUUACACAACCUGAAACAGUCUCUUGACUUUGGGGGCGGAGUCUGGGGCAGCCAAUCAGAUCUAGAGUACAGUAAUUCUGCGGUCACCCAUUGGACCCCCUGACUCGGGUUGGGCAUCGGGUCUCGAUGGGAACCGGGACUUACAUCCCGAUUCUCCUGGAACCGUUCAAAUUUUAGAAUUCCGAUUCCAAGUUUCAGCGCCGGAGUCCGCCGACCAGAAGAAGAACCCGCCGAACACCAACGAAGAAGAAGCAGAACACCAACGAGGAAGAAGCGUAUGAGACGAAGCCACAGAGAGAAAGAGUGCAUUCCAACCCACAGCGGCGGCGGCUUCUUCUUCUUCGUUGGUGAAAAGUUAAACUCUUCUCUCAGAGCAACAUUAGAAACUCAGUUCUAUCCUGUAAAAACGACUGACAAGAUUAAACACUCAGGAUUCAUGGAGGAGAAACACCCGAGUGUCCGUCUUUGACGUUCUUCGCCGCUCCUCCGCCAACCAAUCAGAACCAGAUAAAGUGAAACGAUAAAUGAUCUUCUGUCCUCCGCUGACUUUGGAGCGGAGCGUCGACUUAAACAUCCGACUGACGUGAGUCUGUGAGCUUCUUCACCGACUAACGACCUGAAAACAAAAACAGAGAAAUUCAGAGUAACGUUUUUAAAAAGUUAAAAUAAUUAAAAAUUCCUGGAGAAGUUCAGAAACUUUGAUCAAAGAAGAAGAACUCGGGUUAACGGCCUCAUCUGAACCGUGUUUGUUUUUAUAUCCUGACUUUUAAAGAAUCGAUCAGAACCAGAAUCAAAACUCGGAAUCAGGAUCGUUCAAAAUCAAACAAUGCCCAACCCGACCUUGACCUCUGAUGAGAGGGUCCAACAGGACCAUGAGGACCUGAAAACGGACCCUAAAGAUCUGUAAAAACCCGCGGACGGUUUCAGCAGCGGUAAAGUCAAAGGUCAUUUUGACAGCGCCGUGUUUCGGCGAGUUUUAGUAACACAGAGCGCUGCCGGUUCUUCCUCUGAGGCCUUCGUUUCAGUCGGUCCGUUUCAUAAAGUUCAGACUGGUCCACACAGAACCAGGCUCCUCCCCUUUUUGUUCUAGUCUUUAAGCUCAGACCUCAGUGAAGGUCAUGGAGAUCUUCAGGGGGGUCAGGGAGGUCCUCCAGGUUUAGGAUAAACCCUGACCCGGUCUGUCUGAUGUUUGUGUUCAGUGUUCGACAGAGCGCGCUCAGCCGCUCCCUGCGUGGUCUUCUUCGAUGAGCUGGACUCUCUGGCCCCCAGCAGGGGGCGCAGUGGAGACUCAGGAGGGGUGAUGGACAGGUGAGGUUUGUCUCCCGUUCCUCCGGUUCCUCGUCUUUGUUAGAUCUCCUCGACAAACGAUUAAAACAACUUUAAACUCUUUAAAUCAAAUAAAAAUACUAAAGAAAAAAACAACUGUGUGUGUGUGUGUGUGUGUGUGUGUGUGUGUGUGUGUGUGUGUGUGUGUGUGUGUGUGUGUGUGUGUGUGUGUGUCUGUGUGUGUGUGUGUGUGUGUGUGUGUGUGUGUGUGUCUGUGUGUGUGUGUGUGUGUCUGUGUGUGUGUGUGUGUGUGUGUGUGUGUGUGUGUGUGUGUGUGUGUGUGUGUGUGUGUGUGUGUGUGUGUGUGUGUGUGUCUGUGUGUGCGUGUGUGUGUGUCUGUGUGUGUGUGUGCGUCUGUGUGUGUGUGUGUGUGUGUGUGUGUGUGUGUGUCUGUGUGUGUGUGUGUGUGUCUGUGUGUGUGUGUGUGUGUGUGUGUCUGUGUGUGUGUGUGUGUCUGUGUGUGUGUGUGUGUGUGUGUGUGUGUGUGUGCGUCUGUGUGUGUGUGUGUGUGUGUGUGUGUGUGUGUGUGUCUGUGUGUGCGUGUGUGUGUGUCUGUGUGUGUGUGUGUAUGGUGUCUGUGUGUGUGUGUGUGUGUCUGUGUGUGUGUGUGUGUGUGUGUGUGUGUGUGUGUGUGUGUGUGUGUGUGUGUGUGGUGUGUGUGUGUGUGUGUGUGUGUGUGUGUGUGUGUGUGUGUGUGUGUGUGUGUGUGUGUGUGUGUGUGUGUGUGUGUGUGUGUGUGUGUGUAUGUGUGUGUGUGUGUCUGUGUGUGUGUGUGUAUGUGUGUCUGUGUGUGUGUGUGUGUCUGUCUGUGUGUGUGUGUCUGUGUGUGUGUGUGUGUGUGUGUGUGUGUGUGCGUGUGUGUGUGUCUGUGUGUGUGUGUGUGUCUGUGUGUGUGUGUGUGUGUGUGUGUGUGUGUCUGUGUGUGUGUGUGUGUGUCUGUGUGUGUGUGUGUGUGUGUGUGUGUGUGUGUGUGUGUGUGUGUGUGUGUGUGUGAGUGUCUGUGUGUGUGUGUGUGAGUGUCUGUGUGAGUGUCUGUGUGUGUGUCUGUGUGUGUGUGUGUGUGUGUGUGUGUGUCUGUGUGUGUGUCUGUGUGUGUGUGUGUGUGUGUGUGUGUCUGUGUGUGUGUGUGUUCAGGGUGGUGUCUCAGCUGCUGGCUGAACUCGACUCUCUUCCCUCUUCUGUCGGAGUUUUCGUCAUCGGAGCCACGAACAGACCGGACCUGCUCGACCAAUCACUGCUGAGGCCUGGGAGGUCAGAGGUCUCUCUCUCUCUCUCACACACACACUCUCACACACACACACACACACACACACUCAGCGGUCUAACUCCUUGUGUGUCCUCAGGUUCGAUAAGCUGGUGUAUGUCGGCAUAAAUGAGGACAGAGAGUCUCAGCUGCAGGUUCUUCAGGCCGUCCUCAGAAAGUAAGAGCAGCGCCCCCUGCUGGACUGUAGCUCACUCUUUCUAUUUCUGCUCAGUUCAAAACUUUCACUCUCACCUGACUCUGACCAAUCACCUUCGAUUUAAAGAUCCAGACUUGAUCCAUAAAUGAGACGCCAGCGCGGGCGUCCUCAGAAAGUAAGAGCAGCGCACCCCUGCUGGAGAAAGCUCACUCUUUCUAUUUCUGCUCAGUGUCAAAACUUUCACUCUCACCUGACUCUGACCAAUCACCUUCGAAAAGAUCCAGACUUGAUCCAAGCCAACUCAAAAAGUUCGUCGUUCUUAUUCUGUCGUUUUUUACUCAUUAAAGGAGGUUUUCAGCUCUUAAAAUUAAGUAAAAAAAACCUUAUUAACGCUCUUCAAAAACACAAUAAAACAGCUUGAAACAUUUAAAAACAGUAAAAAAAAAAAACAGUUUAAACUGUUUAAAAGAUUUACUGAAUUUAAUCACAAACACACCUGCUGAGAGUUUUCGACACUCAUAAUCACGCUCCUUUUUUUAUGUGAAGAUCGAUUUUAUCCUGUUACUUUACAAGCCAAAAAAACCCUUACUGGAGCUUUAAUUUAGUUUCCUGCGAUCACCUUCAGUUCGAUGAAACCCGACACAGACGCCUCUAAAUCAUAUAUGACAUAAAACCCGUGUGUGAAGUGUAACCCGCUUUGCCUUCAGGUUCCAGUUGGACUCAUCGGUGAAGCUGCAGGAAGUGGUGAAUGGAUGCCCCGCCCACAUGAGUGGAGCCGACCUGUACGCUCUGUGUUCAGACGCCAUGACCGCAGCCAUAAAGAGGAAGAUCUCGCUCAUCAACAGCGGUAAGAAAAGUGUCCCACAGAGGCGGCUGGACGGUUUCAGGGUCUGAACUUAGUGUUUGAAAAAGUCCGUCAGUUUAAGGUCACUUUGAUUUCAGAACCAGAACCAGAACCAGAACACUUUACACUUGAAAAUAUCAACGUUAGUAGAAGGAGAAUAAAAAUAGAAUAAAAGGAGAAUAAAAAUGUCAGAAAUGAACCGUUUUAUUCCACUUCUAUAGAGAUCUCACAACUUUAUUUAGCUUCUUUAGACACCCUUCCAACUCCUGUAGGGGGCAGCACAUCAACACGCCUCAGGUUGGCAGUAUGAAGUAUUGAUUAUUGUUUUUGGUUGUUUUCAUAGUUAUGUAUAACAGAAUAAAGUAUGAUCAAAUAUUUAAGUAGAGUAUGUUAAAAAUGUCAGUAUAAUAUGAUUAAAAUAUCGUAGUAUAGUAGUGUAGAAGUAUUGUAAAUUAUGAUACAAAUGUCCCAGUAUAGUGUGACAAAAAUACCUUCAAUUAUAAAAAAGAUGUCAUAGUUUAGUUUGGUAAAAAAAAAACAGAGUUAGGUUUUAUAAAAUAUAAGAGUUUGUUAUAAACAUUAAAGAAUAUGACAUGAUAUGAUAGAAGAAUCAUAUAUUAUGGGAACAAUGUCACAGUAAAGUUUAGUAGGAAUCACAGUAAAUGUAUGAUAAAAAAGUCACAUUAUAUUACACUUAAAAUGUUACAGAAUAGAAUUAUAAAAAUAAAGUUUCAUCAAAUUAUUUUAGUAUUGUUUGAUUAAAUUUUAAUAGACGAGGUAGGAUGAUAAAAAAAACAUAAUAAUACAGUACGGAAAAAGUCUCAUGUUAUAGUAUAAAAUAAUUAACUGUAUAGUGGUAUGAUAUAAAAUUAAGUAUAGUUUAAUCAGCAUGUCAUAGUAUAGUAUGAUAAAAAUACUGUUUAAAUGUACAUUACUCCGUUUAUCGUAGUAGCCUAUAAAAAACAGAGUUAUUAUUUACAGUUUAACAGAGUAUUAUACAGUUAAUCAGAGUAUUGUCCAGAGUUUUUAUUCAUAUUCAAACAGAGUAUUGUACAGUUAAACAGAGUAAUAUUUGUUUAAACAGAGUAUUGUACAGUUAAACAGAGUAAUAUUCGUUUAAACAGAGUAUUGUGAAUUUAAACACGGCGUCGCUGGAUUUAGGGGGAUGUUUCGCUCGUGAACGUGCUCCUAGGUUUUACCAGCAGGUUAUGGAGCAGGUGGAGGAUGCUGUCCAAGGUUACAUGAAGCUUUGACAACAUCCUUUUGGACAGGGUUUAGUUUUUCCACAGCUGUGGUGGAUCCUUGUCAGUCUCAGUCAUUCAGUAACCCUCUCUUUGUCUCUGGGUCUCAGGUCUGGACUCAGAGGACUCUCCAGUCCUCCUCUCCUCUGAAGAUUUCUCUGCAGCGUUGGAAAACUUCCAGCCGUCUGUUUCAGAGCAGGAGCUGCUGCGAUACAGAAACAUGCAAGAGAAACUCACUGUGAAGUAG
Xyrichtys novacula (pearly razorfish) is the source of this 17406-nucleotide messenger RNA. The record is from the annotation of a GenBank genome assembly. NCBI's taxonomy places the organism in Eukaryota, Metazoa, Chordata, Actinopteri, Labriformes, Labridae.